AUGGACCCACAAGAGAUGGUCGUCAAGAACCCCUAUGCCCACAUCAGCAUCCCCCGAGCUCACCUGCGGCCUGACUUGGUGAAGCAGCUGGAGGCAGUUCCCGCCUCAUCCUCCUCGUCCCCCUCAUCACAGCCUCUGCCUAUGGGACCCUGUGCACCGGAACCCACCCACCUCCUGCAGCCCACUGAGGUCCCAGAUGCCAAGGGGGCCAAGGGCGCCAAGGGGGCCACCCCCGUCCAGGGUCAGGAGACAUGGCCGCAUCCCAACAACCCCUACGGCAGCGUCCAGCGCCCAGCAGGACUGACCUAUGCCGGCCUACCGCCCAUCGGGCGUGGAGACGACAUUGCUCACCACUGCUGCUGUCUUCCCUGCUGUUCCUGCUGUCACUGCCCCCGGUUCUGCCGCUGCCACAGUUGCUGCUGCGUCAUCUCCUAG
Messenger RNA from Chrysochloris asiatica (Cape golden mole), 435 nucleotides. It is a transcript of the gene CYSRT1, whose product is annotated as chromosome unknown open reading frame, human C9orf169. Bases 1 to 435 code for a protein of 144 amino acids. The transcript has a single exon. The record is from RefSeq and is a predicted model, not a curated record. Lineage: Eukaryota; Metazoa; Chordata; Mammalia; Afrosoricida; Chrysochloridae.